Molecule: messenger RNA, 1044 nt
Organism: Impatiens glandulifera
Lineage: Eukaryota; Viridiplantae; Streptophyta; Magnoliopsida; Ericales; Balsaminaceae
Product: syntaxin-52-like
Exons: 6
Coding region: 211-906 (231 amino acids)
Biological process (GO): vesicle-mediated transport; vesicle fusion; intracellular protein transport
Cellular component (GO): SNARE complex; endomembrane system; membrane
Molecular function (GO): SNARE binding; SNAP receptor activity
Source: RefSeq, a predicted model, not a curated record
ACGACGACGGGCUAUUACAGGCUGCCGAUUUGUAUUUACGCCGUUUCUUCUCUUUAUUUUCUCUCACAUCCCAAAUCCCAAAUCCAGGAGAGAGGAAAGGAGAAAAAUUGAUUCUUUUAUUCAAUUCAAUUCAGAUCAUCCCCAGCUCGUCAAUUCAUCUUUUCCCCCUUUCCAUCCAUCUAGAUCGCUUCACACGAAUAAAAAAGAUCGAUGGCUUCUUCACAAGACCCAUGGGUAAGGGAGUAUAAUGAAGCAGCAAAGCUUGCUGAGGAUAUCAAUGGGAUGUUGUCCGAUAGGUUAUCUUUGCCUGCAUCUGGACCUGAAACACAGCGUCAUGCUUCAAAUAUGAGGAGAAAGAUUACGAUUUUGGGAACUAAACUUGAUAGCUUGCAAUCUUCAAGGCUUCCUUCCAAACAGUCCUUAACAGAGAAAGAGAUGAAUCGUCGCAAGGAUGCUGUCGCAAACUUGAGAUCGAAAGCGAAUCAGAUGGCUUCAACAUUGAAUAUGUCAAAUUUUUCCAACAGGGAUAGUUUGCUAGGUCCAGAAAUUAAACCUGCUGAUGCUAUGAAAAGAAUAGAAGGUUUGGAUAACCAUGGGGUUGUUGGCCUUCAAAGGCAAAUAAUGAGAGAACAAGACGAAGGCCUUGAGAAAUUGGAAGAGACGGUGAUAAGUACUAAACAUAUUGCUUUGGCUGUUAAUGAGGAGCUUACCCUGCAUACUAGGCUUAUUGAUGACCUCGAUGAACAUGUGGAAGUGACAAACUCAAGGAUGCAGAGAGUGCAAAGGAGCUUGGCAAUUCUCAACAGAAAGACAAAAGGUGGUUGUUCAUGUCUCUCUUUGCUUCUGUCUGUCGUUGGCAUAGUUGUUCUGGCCGUUGUCAUAUGGUUGCUAGUUAAAUAUUUAUAGGCCAAAAAUGGUGUUCUAAUCGGAAAGUCUUGUUUACCCUUUCAUUGUUUCAUGCUUUGCUUGUGUGUGACAAUUCUCGAGAUGUUUAUUAUAAUGUCCCAACUUAUUAUUAUUUGUAUAAUGAUUCUUGGCCUAGCA